Messenger RNA from Priapulus caudatus, 1611 nucleotides. RefSeq names its product actinorhodin polyketide dimerase-like. The coding region runs from base 50 to 1129 and encodes 359 amino acids. The record is from RefSeq and is a predicted model, not a curated record. The transcript is spliced from 11 exons. Gene Ontology annotation, molecular function: FMN binding; riboflavin reductase (NADPH) activity. NCBI's taxonomy places the organism in Eukaryota, Metazoa, Priapulida, Priapulimorpha, Priapulimorphida, Priapulidae.
GCGCCACUUGUUCUUAGCGGUGGCGCUGGUGUUAAGAGCAACACAAAUCAUGGCUGCGCCCAUUCGUAAAUAUAUAACAUGCUGGCAGUUUCAGCAUUGUCAAAAGUCAUCUCAUUCGUUUAGCUUGUUUACUGCCUUCCGUCGUCUGCAUUUAUCAACCAGAAGAUGUACUUUAAGUGCGUGUGUUAAAAAUCUAGACUACGUAUAUGUCAAACAAAGCAAGCCCAAUGAAGAAACUGUUAAGGAAUUUCAAGCAGCAAUGCGCUCAGUCCCUUCACCAGUGGUGGUUGUGACGGCAGCAGAGUAUGACCAAAACGCAAAAAGUUGGUAUAAGCGUGGUGCUACAUGUGGAUCGUUCAGUAGCAUGUCUAUGGCACCACCUAUUGUGUCUUUCAAUAUACGACAUCCCAGUCGUUUCCACAACUUAGUGAAGAAAACACAGAAGUUCACCAUAAAUGUUUUAACAGAAGACCAAGCCCAUCUCAGCCUGCACUUUGCCAAGAGAUGUGAAGAAAGUGAAGAUCAGUUUGCUGAUGUGCCCCAUAUGGUUGAUGCAGAGGGCAAUGUUUUGCUGGACGACAUGGUUGCUAUAAUACUCUGUACAGCACAUGGGUUCCACACUGUUGGAGACCAUUACCUGUGGCUGGGAAAUGUGGCUCACGCAUGGCACUACAAGGAUGCUGAGCCCUUACUGUAUUGGAGGCGGAAAUACAGGUCACUGGGUGAUGAGACAUUCAUCAAGGCAUUCGAGGAGCGAACACUACCAUACGAAUGGUGGAAUCACGAGGCACAUCUACGUAUGGCAUGGAACUAUAUUCUAGAAUAUGGCAAGGAAGAUGCCAUUCCUCUGGUGAAAACUGGUAUAAAGAAUUACAAUGAAAAGAACAAGGAUAAGGUGAGGCAUACUCAUGGCUACCAUGAGACUAUCACCAUGUUCUACUUGGAGAUAAUAAAUCACAGCAUUAGGCAACAGGAGUGUAGUAAGCAGACGUUUGAAGAGUUUAUUGAUGCUAACAAGGACCUUCUUGAUAGACAGCUGCCCCUCAAGUACUAUGCAGAAAACACUCUGUUCUCACCAGAGGCAAAGAUAAAAUUUGUGGCUCCAGACAAGAAACCACUCCCCUCCUAACAGCUGUCCUCAUUACAGAGAAAGUCGGUGACAAACGGGAUCAAGGAAAGACCUUACUGUGAAAUAUGUGCUGCCCCUACAGUGGGGUGGGUAUGUGCUGAGGUUUGCCAGUGUUGUAUACCUAAUUAUAUGUGGAUUUACCUAGUAAUUAAAUUUGAGUCAAACGCUUAAGGUGAUAAUUCCGCACUGAUAUAGCAUUGAUAAGUUAAUGUAUGAAAGUUUAUACCCUUGACUCUGUAUCUGUGAGAUUAAUAGCAUUCACUCGAGUAAAAGCACAAGUAGUUAUGCAUGUAACAUAGUGGUGCCACCUGGUGGAUAAAGUUAUGAUACAAGGGUACUUGUGUGUCUGUAAUGUCUGCAAAUUGUUAUCUAUGACGGUGCUAAGUAAAAGUGAAAAAUGUAGAAAUGUAAAUAUCUUUUGUGUUAGUAUUCAUGUUUGCAUUUGUUAUAGUUUCAUGAAUAAACAACUUGUUAUAAAAAUG